AUGUAUAUGUUUAUCAAGACAGGCCCAGUUCCAACAAUCUCAUGGAGGAAAGUUAAUGGACCCAAUCCGAGCAAAGCCCGCCUGCGCAAGUCCCAAGCCGUGCUCGAAAUCCCGAAUGUGCAGCUAGAAGAUGGAGGGACAUAUGAAUGCAAAGCUGAGAAUUCCCGGGGACGGAAUGUCUUCCGAGGACAGUUACAAGUAUACACAUAUCCACACUGGACAGAGAGGCUGAACGAUACCCAGUUAGACAGUGGGGAUCAACUUCAGUGGGAGUGCAGAGCUUCUGGAAAGCCGAGGCCAACUUAUCGCUGGCUCAAAAAUGGGAAUACUCUACGGCCAGAGAGCAGGAUUGAGAUGGUUAAUGGUGUGCUGAUGAUCCACAGUGUUAAUCAGUCAGAUGCUGGAAUGUAUCAGUGCGUAGCAGAAAACAAGCAUGGAGCCAUCUAUGCCAGUGCUGAACUGAAGAUUUUAGCUUCUGCUCCAACUUUUCCCCUGAGUCAACUGAGGAAGACCAUUAUUAUUACCAAAGGCCAAGAAGUCACUGUGGACUGCAAACCACAAGCUUCUCCCAAACCAACCAUUGGGUGGAAGAAAGGAGAAAAAAACAUUCGAGAAAAUAAAAGGGUAACUGUUCUUCCAGAUGGAAGCCUGCAAAUUCUGAAUGCCUCCAAAUCUGAUGAGGGGAAAUACAUAUGCCGAGGAGAAAAUAUAUUUGGUUCAGCAGAAAUUACAGCUUCAGUAUUUGUGAAAGAGCCUACCAGGAUAGACUUGUCCCCCAAGAGAACUGAGCUGACGGUGGGAGAAAGCAUUGUCCUCAGCUGCAAAGCUUUCCAUGACCCAACCUUAGACGUCAUCUUUCACUGGAGUCUGAAUGGGCAGCCUAUCGAUUUUGAAAAAGAAGGUGGACAUUUUGAAAGCAUCAGGGCGCAAGCAUCUUCUGCGGAUUUAAUGAUCAGGAACAUCCUUCUGAUGCAUGCUGGAAGAUAUGGCUGCAGGGUGCAAUCUACAGCAGACAGUGUAUCAGAUGAGGCAGAACUUCUUGUUAGGGGUCCACCUGGCCCUCCUGGAGUUGUCAUUGUUGAAGAAAUCACAGAGGUCACUGCAACUCUUUCAUGGUCUCCUGGAGUGGACAAUCACAGUCCUAUCACUUCUUACAACUUGCAAGCGCGAAGUCCAUUUUCACUUGGCUGGCAGACUGUGAAAACAGUUCCUGAACACAUAGGGGGUGACCUGGAAUCUGCAACAGCAAUUGAACUGAACCCAUGGGUAGAGUAUGAAUUUAGAGUUGUAGCAACCAACAAAAUUGGAACAGGAGAUCCAAGCACACCAUCAAAAGUGAUCCGAACCAAAGAAGCAGUGCCAAAGACAGCUCCUGCUAAUGUCAGUGGCAGAAGUGGAAGACGGCAUGAAUUAGUAAUAGCCUGGGAGCCAGUCUCCGAAGAAUUUCAGAAUGGGGAAAGCUUUGGAUACAUCGUGGCUUUCCGACCGAAUGGAACAAGAGGCUGGAAAGAAAAAAUGGUCACAUCUUCGGAUGCCUCCAAGUUCAUCUACAGAGAUGAAAGCGUGCCUCCCUUGACUCCCUUUGAGGUGAAAGUUGGAGCAUAUAACAACAAAGGCGAUGGACCGUUCAGCCCAAUUGUUGUGAUCAGUUCUGCCGAGGGAGGUCGCAGAAAGUCAGGCCAAGUGAACUUUUGUGGACCUCAGAUUUUGCUGACACAGGAGAAGACCUCAUCCUUCCAUCCCUUGGCUCUCAGCUUUCAUUCCGUACCUGUUCCAACAUGCCUCGGGCUUAAGUUUAUCUGCUACAUCACCGGAGACAACAGUGGAGGCACUACCCAGGAGUGCAAUGGGAGGAUCUACGGUCGGUAA
This is a messenger RNA of Thamnophis sirtalis, 1869 nucleotides long. The record is from RefSeq and is a predicted model, not a curated record. NCBI's taxonomy places the organism in Eukaryota, Metazoa, Chordata, Lepidosauria, Squamata, Natricidae.